Molecule: messenger RNA, 1512 nt
Organism: Carassius gibelio (silver crucian carp)
Lineage: Eukaryota; Metazoa; Chordata; Actinopteri; Cypriniformes; Cyprinidae
Exons: 2
Coding region: 1-1512 (503 amino acids)
Source: RefSeq, a predicted model, not a curated record
AUGGAGUUAGACACUGGAUCGGCCUUAUCAGUCAUCUCAGCAGCUGAUUACCAGCGACUGUUCUCAAAAAUACCACUGCAAAGCACAUCAGUGAUAUUAAAGACCUAUACUGGUGAAAAAGUGUCUCCGAAAGGGAAAUUACCAGUAAUUGUGAAGUACAAAGAAAAUCAGCAGCAACUGAACUUGUAUGUGUUGGAAAAUGGAGGGCCUGCAUUGUUUGGACGUGAGUGGCUGAGGAAAAUACCUGUGGACUGGCACACAAUAAAAAACCUGGAUGUGUCCCAGCAAGUCAAUAACAAAGAGACACAAAAGACCCUAGUGCAAAUUUUAGAAAAUGCAGAACCUGUGUUUCAGAAAGGAAUAGGAACACUUAAGGGAAUAAAAGCAAAUCUGGAGUUGGAAGAAAACACUUCUCCAAAAUUCUUUAAAGCUCGCCCAGUCCCGUACGCAAUUCGUCCCAAGGUGGAGGCAGAGCUGGAAAAUUUGGAAAAAAUGGGAAUUCUGACAAGGGUUGAAUGGAGCGAAUGGGCAACACCCAUAGUCCCAGUGAUCAAAAAAGGGAAAGCAGGAGAUGUGCGUAUUUGCGGGGAUUUUAAAGUGACCAUUAAUCCAGCGCUUCAUGCAGUACAGUAUCCCCUGCCACGCAUUGAAGACAUUUUUGCAUCCUUGUCUGGUGGAGAACACUUCUCAAAAAUUGACCUAGCCCAAGCUUACCUCCAAAUGGAGAUGGAUGAGAAAUCCAAGAAAUUCUUGACCAUCAACACACAUAAAGGGCUCUAUCAGUACAACCGUCUUGUUUUUGGAAUUGCCUCAGCCCCUGCUUUGUGGCAGAGAGCGAUGGACCAGGUGUUGCAGGGUAUCCCGGGAACGCAGUGUUACCUGGAUGAUAUCAUUGUAACGGGGAAGGAUGAUUCAGAUCACCUCCAAAACUUGCAACGGGUGCUGAUGAGAUUGUGUGAGUAUGGACUAAGAGCCAACAAAGAAAAAUGUGAGUUCUUUAAGUCUCAGAUUUCUUACUGUGGUCAUGUGAUAGACAAAGAUGGUCUACACAAGUCACAAGACAAAAUUGAAGCUGUGCUAAAGGCGCCACACCCACAAAAUGUGUCUCAACUGCGAUCAUAUCUCGGACUUGUGAACUAUUACCACAAAUUUCUUCCAAACCUCUCCACUGUACUACAUCCUUUGAAUGCAUUGUUGCAAACAAAGACACAGUGGAAAUGGUCGGACAGCUGUGAACAAGCUUUCCAAGAGACCAAAAGGCUCAUAACUUCUGAUGUAGUGCUGACACACUUCAACCCAUCUAUGCCUAUCAGACUGGCGUGCGAUGCAUCACCAUAUGGAAUUGGCGCAGUGCUGUCACACAAGUUUCCAGAUGGCACUGAAAAACCGAUAGCCUUCGCAUCUAGAUCACUAACGACAGCAGAACGUAACUAUGCACAAAUAGACCGUGAAGCACUUAGUCUCGUGUGGGGUGUAAAAAAAUUCCACCAUUAUCUGUAUGGUCAAAGUUGA